CGCACACUUUGAGAAACACUGCCUUAGUAACACCACCCUUUGUCUGGCAAUCAUUUUGUGUUCCUUUCACUUUAUUUCUCAAUCUCUUGUUCCUCUCCUAGAGGAGGGUGUGCACCGGCAGAAGAACUCAGGAAAGUGGAGCGAGACAGAUCUAGACGUGUCCUACGACAAGAAACCUCACCACACCUAUGACAAGACAGAGUGGCUACAGCCGUCUGUGCCAAAUAGCUGCUGGAGAGAGUCCAACCUCGAUGGCCCCCUUCAGGCCCCAAGCCCAAAAAAGGAUCCUCGCUCUCAAAAUCUCAAGUUUUCCCACGCGUCUCUCCCGCGUAACAUACGUAUAACAGUGCCUCCAGAUGUUUCAUCCCCAGUCCACUCCCAAUACCAGCCUCAGCCCAUCAUCUCCCGUAUUUCUAUCCCCCCAACAUCGUCUCCGUCCCGCCAGCGCAAGCCCAUCCCUCUCUCUGUCAUCAUGCGUCUACAAAACCCCCGCUGGGGAGGAAGACCAGUCCCCCACCCCAGACUCAUGGGAGGAGACGGUGAUAUGGCCCCUUACCCACCAACCGUGCCAUUUCCGAGGGAAUUCUUCCACCAACUUGUACCCCCGUCACUGCAGCACCCACCUGAGCUGAGACAGCCGGCAAUGUACAGUGACGUGCUGAACUCCGGGGAUAUAGAUGCAGAGUUAGAGCGGCUGGACUUAGUUCAUCACAUGCCUGUGAUUCAGGAGACUCCCAGCACACCAGAGGGCAGCAGCGAGGGUAUGGUCCCAGCCCCCCGGCCCCUCAGCCCCACCAGGAUGCAGCCAGUGGUGGCCCAGAGCGAGCAGAUCCCCAACCUGGAGGAGCUGCUCCGCAUCCGAGCAGAGAUCCCCCGGGCCCUGAAGCGGCGGGGCUCCCAGGAUCCUUCCAAGCCACUGAAGAGCGCCUCCCACUACCAGCCCAACCAGUACAAAAACCUAAUUGACAAGCUUUUCCGCAAGAAGGCCCACCGUCAGAAGGGGGAGAAGGGGAGUGAGACCAGCAGCUCCUCAGAAGAAGAGGACUUCGCUACACCUCCUGCACAUCUACCUGCAGCCACAAUGCAGCAAGAUUUCAGACUCUACCAUUCCAUCCUGCGGCGACCCAAGCACAAGAGUUCUGGGAGGCGAGCCCGCCUCAGCCCGCUGGUCCUGCUGCUGGACGGGUCGCUGGUCGGAGAACUGGAGACGGUGCAGAAGGCCGUGCAGGAGAUGAGCGACCCCAGCCAACCCAACGAUGAAGGCAUCACCGCCCUUCACAAUGCCAUCUGCGGCGGCCAUUACAACGUGGUGGACUUCCUGGUUCGUAUUGGAGCCAAUGUCAGCGCUCCAGACAGUCACGGCUGGUAA
Molecule: messenger RNA, 1369 nt
Organism: Notothenia coriiceps (black rockcod)
Lineage: Eukaryota; Metazoa; Chordata; Actinopteri; Perciformes; Nototheniidae
Gene: ppp1r13l
Product: protein phosphatase 1, regulatory subunit 13 like
Exons: 6
Biological process (GO): regulation of transcription by RNA polymerase II; positive regulation of cell differentiation
Molecular function (GO): transcription factor binding
Source: RefSeq, a predicted model, not a curated record